This is a messenger RNA of Ipomoea nil (Japanese morning glory), 3066 nucleotides long. RefSeq lists its product as uncharacterized. The record is from RefSeq and is a predicted model, not a curated record. The transcript is spliced from 12 exons. NCBI's taxonomy places the organism in Eukaryota, Viridiplantae, Streptophyta, Magnoliopsida, Solanales, Convolvulaceae. Gene Ontology annotation, molecular function: glycosyltransferase activity. Bases 1 to 2892 code for a protein of 963 amino acids.
AUGGCAAGGCGGGGAGGUUAUCGGCAUCCUCAGUCCCCGCCCCAGGCGGCGUUGCCCCCUCGUGCUCAGAGGAAUCGGAGGUUCGACUGGAAGUUUUCACUAUUCCUUUGCUUCCUAGUGGUAGUGGCCCUCAUAUCUUAUCUCGCGCCCUUAUUCUUCUCCGUUCCUCGCCCGGAAAGACCUGAUGAUUUAUCCAAGUUUGAGCCUUAUAAUCGCAUUGAUAAGUUGAGGCGGGAAAAUUCCAAGUUUUACACACUCCGCUCUGUAAAACUCAAACUUGCUUUGGUUUUUACACAUCUCUUAGUUGAUCCAUAUCAAGAUUUGAUGAUUAAUUUUGCAUUAUCUUUGAAGGAGAUUGGCCAUGAAUUCCAGGUGCUCACACUUGAAGAUGGUCCUCUGAGUACUGUAUGGAGAAAUGAAGGAAUUUCUGUCAGUAACAUAGAUACUAAUGGAAGUCUGAAAGUAGAUUGGCUAAACUAUGAUGCAGUGCUUCUGAACUCAUUUGAAGCUGUGGAUAUCCUGUCUUGUCUUAUGAAGGAACCUUUUAAAAGUGUGGCUGUUAUAUGGACUGUCGGUGAAAGUGCACUUGCUGGCCGACUGGAAAAAUAUAACUCAACUGGCCAGAAUAUGUUAGCUGAUAGUUGGAGAAAAGUUUUCGGGCGUGCCAAUGCUAUUGUGUUCCCAUACUACAAUUUGCGGAUUGCAUAUUCAGUAUGUGAUACUGGAAACUACUAUGUAAUUCCAGAGUUUCCUAUUGAACCACAAGAUGUUGAUGAUUACAUUGUGAGUAAUUCGGAAAUAUAUGCUAAGAUGGGGUGUGGGCCACAACACUUGAUCAUUGCAAUUGUGGGAAGCCAACGACCGUACAAGUAUCUCUGGGUCGAACAAGCCCUUGUUUUGCAGGCUCUAAUACCAGUUUUGCAAACCAUUGACAAUUUGAAGAAUCCUCCUCUCAAAGUAAUUGUCCUUUCAAACCAAACUUCCUUGUUGUGGGAAUCUAACUUCACAUUCUCGCUUAAUCAGACCGGAGUGGUGAAGCGUGUUGCAGCUUCAGAUGAAUUAGAUGCAGAGAGGAUUUUGAAAUUGAGUGAUAUUGUGAUAUAUGCAUCAGUCCGCGAACAGCAAUCUUUUCCAUACACUUUGCUAAAAGCAAUGCUCUUUGGGAAACCUAUAGUAGCUCCAGACCUGUCAAUUAUCAAGAAACAUGUUGUUGAUGGAGUCAGUGCCUUUCUUUAUCCAAAAGAGGACAUCACGGUUCUAACUGAGGUAAUGGCCCGUGUAGUUUCGAAUGGAAAAUUGUCACGUGUAGCUCGAAAAGUUGCACUUGUUGGAGAGCAUAUAGCCCUGAACAUUAUGGUUCCGAAGAGUAUCCAAGCGUACGCUUUGAUAUUGGAAAACAUUAUCCCACCUGGAGUUGCAGGAAAGUCUCUGGCUCUCCCGGUCCCUAAGUUUCUAGUGCCAAAAUGGAAGUGGCAUCUUUCUGAAACAGUAAAUAAGUAUGUGAGCACAAGAUUUUGGACCCAUAGCAUUUUAAACAAGUUUGAGAAGCAAUUUAAUCCUAUUCAGACAGAGAGUUCAAUGGAUGAGAUGGACAACAUUAUUAUGAAUCGUUUCUUGGAUGAAGAAAAAGAGUUACAAAUUGCAAAUAGCAUCGAGGAAGCUGAGGAGGAAGAGAUAGAAGGCAGAAAUGUUCAACGAAGGCGAACAUGGGAGGAAAUAAACAAACUUGUAAAAAAGGCUGAGCGUUUAAGGAAAGUUUUGCAAGAAAGGGGGUAUGGGGAGCUUGAAAGGACAGGCCAACCAUUGUGCAUAUAUGAACCUUAUUAUGGAGAGGGGACCUGGCCAUUUUUGCACAAUUCAUCACUCUAUCGAGGACUUGGGCUUUCUACUAAAGGACGCAGACCUGAAUUUGAUGACAUUGAUGCACCUUCUCGUCUUCCACUACUGCGUGACCCUUAUUACAGAGAUGUCCUUGGCGAAUAUGGAGGCUUCUUUGCCAUUGCAAACCGGACUGGUCGCAUACAUAAACAUCCUUGGAUAGGUUUCCAAUCUUGGAGAGCAACCGCAAGAAAGGAAUCUUUGUCUAAGCUAGCAGAAACAUCAUUGUUAGAGGCCAUUGAAGCACACAGAUAUGGUGACGCUUUGUUCUUCUGGGCUCCCAUGGACAGGGAUCCCAGAAACCCACAAAGACAGGAUUUCUGGUCAUUCUGUGAUGCUAUUAAUGCUGGAAACUGCCAGGAUGCUUUCUCUAAGGCUAUGAAGCAGAUGUAUGUUAUUAACCUGCAGAAUUCGAUUGUUGUUCCUCCUAUGCCUUCUGUUGGUGGCAAUUGGUCUGUCAUGCAUAGCUGGGUUUUACCAACAAGAUCCUUCCUAGAGUUUGCAAUGUUUUCUCGGAUGUUUGUGGAUGCACUUGAUUCACAGUGGUAUGAUCAACACCAUCAAAGUGGACAUUGCUAUUUGAGUGCAAGAAACGAGGACAAGCAUUGCUACUCUAGGAUGCUGGAGUUGGUCAUAAAUGUUUGGGCGUAUCACAGUGGCAGAAGAAUGGUGUAUGUAGACCCGAAGAGAGGGACGAUGCAAGAAGAACACGAAUUGGAGAGGCGGAGAGGGAAAAUGUGGGUGAAAUGGUUCGACUACACCACUCUAAAACAGAUGGAUGAAGAACUGGCAGAGGAUGCAGACAUUGAUCCACCGGAGAAGCGGUGGGUAUGGCCAUCCACAGGUGAAGUGGUGUGGCAAGGUGUGUUGGAGAGGGAGAAGCUUGAAAUGAAGGAGAAGAAAGAGUUGCGGAGGCAGCAGAAGGAGGAAAAGAGGGCAAGAAUGAGAGAACGGCAGAGGCACCGCGAACAUUUUCAGAAAUCAUUGGGGGGAAAAUAUGUGAAGCCACUUUAGCUGGAUGCCUAUAUAUACAUACCACUAGUAGUAGUUCAGAUGAUACAUACUUAGAUUAGUUAGUUAGAUAUAUAGAUUCGAUGAUGCAUACUUAGAUUAGUUAGUUAGAUAUACAGAUGAUUUUCCUUGUGAAUGAUUAGUUUCGUUGAUAUGAUGGUGCCAAAGCUUCAAGCA